UAUGAACGCGGCUUUUGCAGUCUCCAGCUGCCGGCAAAUGUUUCCCUCUCCAUUUAGUGGGAGAUGCCCCGGCUGUAUGAAAAGGAAUAGACCCAGUAACUUGCCACUUCGGCAGAAACUUGCGUUAGUUACCUAGUUCUGGAUUGAAUGUCCGCGAGUAGUUGUCGUAUAUUUGGAAAGAGAGUGUUGAGUUCUCCUGAUGCAAAUUGUCUACGUUUUGUUAUAGGCUCUCUAGAAUACGAUGAGCCCCAGUACGACCGCCUUUGACCAGGAUUGAUAAUGUAGUUGCAGAGAAAAGGCGCCAAAGACUUAAAUCAAUGGACCUAAAUGAAUAUAUCCGGAGCCAAGAUGGUUUAAUUGUGAUUAUUGUAGCCUAGUUAUUUUUUAUGAUCUUCUCGACCUGUUGCUGUCUGAGGAUAGCUGCAAGAAGGAAGUUGGGACAGAGAGGUGGGGGGUGGGUGACAGGCGGGAUGUGCCAUGCUCCAGGAUCACAAUGCAUCUGACACCGAGGUCAACUGUUAAAGGAAGUCUAAUCAAGAAGACCAGUAGAAACAUUAGCAUUGGGCCAUUCAACAACCCAGGGGACAUUACCUGGAGAACAGUUCAGAUGAAAGAUAAUGAUCCAGAAGAAGGAUUUAUGAUUAUCACGUUCAAAAAAACACAGUCCCUCAAGCCUGCAGAAUAUCUGUCCCAAAAGAAGUGGUCUUGUGAGCUUGAGAGAGUGCCAACUUUGGAUAAUUUAAGCAAAGCAAGUAGCCAGGCCCUAGUUGGUGGUGCCCUGAGUUACACAGACACAACUCACUGGUACUCCAGCUCUACAGAGAACCCCCACAGCAUGCUUGUCAGCGCAUUUACAGAGGAGGAGCAUGGUCGCUUCCGUUUAUCUGGGUCCAUUGGGAAGUUAGUCGGCCAGCAGCUGCAACAUGGGAAUGUGGUGCGCAUUGGUACCAAUGGAAACUAUAAAAGUGGUGGAAGUCCUGAAAGGAACAUGUCUAUACAAGCAUUACGUACUGUUGUACAAGAAGCCUCAUCAGAAGCAGUUCCUCUCAGCAUCACCGAUGAACUGGAGAAAACAAAUGCAAAAAUACUCACUCCCAGAUCCCAUUCUGCUUAUUUGUCUCUCCCGAUUGUCAGUGAGACAUAUCCUGUGGUGUUGAAUGCAGGCCGUCAGCAUAAGCCUUUCAGCAGUCCUGGGUUUCACUCUGUGGGUCCUGGACAGGCUGUUUACCAGACCCCCGGGCAAAGAGGUGGCAGGAAUAAUAACUUCCAUUCUGCCAUCGUCCGUAUCACUCAGUCCUUGAAGGACCAGCGCUUGGGGAGAGGCAUGAAAGAGAGGCUAUUGAUGGAGAGGUGCUGUUACUCUCAGAUAUUUCCAGAAACAGCUCCAAACAUGAGGAGAAUGGGGGCUCACAAAGUGAAACCACUCCAGUUGUCUGAUUAUGGUGAUGUUGUCAAGUCUGCCAAUAUGGAGAAAUUCCCUAAACUCAUCACUCAGUGCCAUAACUCAUCACCCUUGGCAGCAAGGACAGCCCCUGCUUACAAGAGACCCUUGGUUCCUGUUAUAACUCCCAGGCAGAAGAGUGCCAUUACUGCUGAUGUUGGCUGUGUGCUGAAUGGAAUGAACCCCAAGCACUGUCCAGAUAUCAGCACAUGUUCCCCAGAUUAUUUCAGGGGGUUGCUGGGCACGGCAAGGAUGAAAACAAACAGUUAUCAGACACCACCACUUUCACAAAAAAGCCCCAACACAAACCCAGAGGACAAGAUGGGCUUCUUGAUCAUUUCAAAGCCAAUUAACUGUAAUAACACAAAUCCGUUUGUUUGCAAGGAGUUUGUUUGCACUAAGGAAGAGAAUCACACAGGACAGACUGAGUUGCCUGUGAGACAGGUAGUUGGUAUAGAAGGCGUAGGCGUGUACGGUGUAAGCUUUCACCUGUCAAAGGCAAAUGGCAGCGCAGAGUAUGAACACCUGACGGAGACCCCUGCGAUGGGAGGAACACCAUCGCAUGCCCCACCAGCUUCUCCUGCACAUCCAUAUGAUCUUGAGAUUCACUCAGGGGCCUCAGAUACCUCAGCAUCUGCUACAGAGAGCAAGUAUGCGUCAGAAGCUGAGGGUGAGGGCAGCGAUUCUGAUGGGGUCCUGAAAACCGGUGUCCCCUUUGACCGACAACAGGCAAUUAGCAUCCCCACUGCAAAAAAUAUGUAAAUCUUUAACUCUGAUGGAAAUCCAUGUAAUUUAAAUACAUUUUGAUGGAUACGUUUAUUAAUCCUCACUCAUUUUAGCCACUUCAUAGUUCUGAACACUCAGUACUGGGACAGCACCCAAUAAAAUAAUCUUUACACAUCAAAAGUAUUUCUGAUAAGUACGUAUUUAUAACACUUCCUUAGCUGUUGUUGU
Messenger RNA from Conger conger (European conger), 2395 nucleotides. Its product is annotated as nucleotide sugar transporter SLC35D2-like. The transcript is spliced from 7 exons. NCBI's taxonomy places the organism in Eukaryota, Metazoa, Chordata, Actinopteri, Anguilliformes, Congridae. Gene Ontology annotation, cellular component: Golgi apparatus. Gene Ontology annotation, molecular function: GDP-fucose transmembrane transporter activity; antiporter activity. The coding region runs from base 494 to 2203 and encodes 569 amino acids. The record is from RefSeq and is a predicted model, not a curated record.